Durio zibethinus is the source of this 2775-nucleotide messenger RNA. RefSeq names its product receptor-like protein kinase FERONIA. Lineage: Eukaryota; Viridiplantae; Streptophyta; Magnoliopsida; Malvales; Malvaceae. The record is from RefSeq and is a predicted model, not a curated record. Gene Ontology annotation, biological process: protein autophosphorylation. Gene Ontology annotation, molecular function: transmembrane receptor protein tyrosine kinase activity; ATP binding. Gene Ontology annotation, cellular component: plasmodesma; plasma membrane.
UUCACAAUGCUAACUUUAAUUACUGUCGUCCUUCUCUUUUUUUCCUCUUCAGCUUCACUAUCAAAUUCAGCUCCUUAUACUCCUACUGACUACAUACUCUUGAACUGUGGUGCAUCAUCAAACACUACAUCUGAUGAUGGUCGGAACUGGGAUGGCGAUGCUGACUACAAAUAUUCCUCCUCUAGCUCUAAAUCCUCUUCCUUUACAUCCAAAGCCUCCUAUCAAGAACCCUCUGUCACCGAAGUGCCUUACAUGACAGCUCGUAUUUUUCAUGGCAAAUUCACAUAUAAAUUCCCCGUUUCAUCCGGCCCCAAGUUUCUUCGUCUCUACUUCUAUCCAAAUGAAUAUCCUGACCUUGAUAUAACCACUUCCUUCUUCUCCGUCACUGCUAAUAAUUAUACUCUCUUGGACAAUUUCAGUGCCUACUUAGUUGCUUUUAGUCCACCACAGGCCUUCAUUAUCAAAGAAUUUGUCAUCACUGUUAGUAACAACCAGAUGCUAAAUGUCACCUUCACCCCCUCACCAAAUUCUUUUGCUUUUGUCAAUGGCAUAGAGGUCGUUUCCAUGCCUUCCAAUCUCUAUACAGGCCAGACAUAUGGCUUUCUUCGUUUAGUAGACACCAAAUACUUUUUCGAGCUUGAUAAUACCACUGCUCUAGAAACCGCUUAUCGGCUUAAUGUUGGUGGAAAAGAUGUUCUAAAUAUCGAAGAUUCAGGAAUGUUCCGAACAUGGUACCAAGAUGGUGACUAUAUCUUUGGAGCAGCAUUUGGUGUUACGUCUCAUAAUCAGCCCAAUGCUACAAUCAAAUACCCCCAGGCCACACCGGCUUAUACGGCACCGGAAGUUGUAUACAAAACCUCUCGUACAAUGGGGCCAACUGCAAGUAUUAACUUGAAUUACAAUCUUUCCUGGUUGUUCACUGUUGACUCGGGGUUUUACUACCUCGUCAGGCUUCAUUUUUGCGAGAAUGAUCUACAAUAUGUGAAUCAGCGUGUAUUCAACAUAUUCAUUAAUAAUCAUACAGCUGAGGAAGCCAUGGAUGUGAUUGCCCUGAGUAACGGUAAUGGCAUUCCAAUUUACAAAGACUAUGUUGUGUUGGUAUCACAAAGUGACAAAGAUUUAUGGGUCGCUCUCCAUCCACAAACCAGUGAUAAGCCAGAGUUUUAUGAUGCCAUUUUGAAUGGUUUAGAGAUUUUCAAGUUGAACAAACCGGAUGGUAGUCUUGCCGUACCAAACCCUCAAGCAGAGCCAGUUCGCACGUCGCCAAUGCUUCAGCAAAAGCACUCAAAGAAGAAGAGAAAAUUUUUGACACAGACGAAGGUCAUCAUCGGAGCUACACUAGGGAGUAUAGUAUCACUCAUCCUUAUAUUUUCCUUUAUUUUCUGUCAAAGGAAACAUCUUUUGUUAAAAACAGAAUCCUUAAACAGAGGAAAAGUUUCACCCUUUUUAGAAGGUAUACGAUGCAAGAAAUUUUCACUUGCCGACAUCCUCACUGCAACAAAUAACUUCGAUGAUACUCUCAUUGUAGGACGCGGUGGGUUUGGCAACGUAUACAAGGGUCACAUUUUUCAGGGUACACAAUACGAGGUUGCAGUGGCUAUUAAGAGACUUAAUUCAAAGUCCCAUCAAGGUGAAAAUGAGUUUUGGGCAGAGAUUGAGAUGCUCUCUCAGCUUCGCUACGUUAAUCUUGUGUCUCUUAUAGGAUAUUGUAAUGAAAACCAUGAGAUGAUACUUGUUUAUGAUUAUAUGGUCAAUGGAACCCUUCGUGACCACCUCUAUAACAACGACAAUAUCCCUCUCCAAUGGAAGCAAAGGUUGCGAAUCUGUAUUGGUGGUGCUCGUGGAUUAGACUACCUUCAUUCUGGUGCAGUUCAUAGAAUUAUUCACCGUGAUGUGAAAACUACCAAUAUUUUGUUGGAUGAGACAUGGCAGGCCAAAGUAUCGGAUUUCGGAUUGUCUAAAAUGGGUCCGGUUGUCAUGACCAAUGUUCCAAUCACAACAAUGGUGAAGGGUACUUUCGGAUAUAUGGAUCCAGAGUAUUUUCGAAGGUUACAAUUAACAGAAAAGUCCGAUGUGUACUCAUUUGGGGUGGUGCUAUUCGAAGUAUUGUGCGCUAGACCCGCAGUUGAUAUAAGUUUGGAGGAUGAUCAAAUAGGUUUAGCAGGUUGGGCUCUCAAAUGUAUAGAGAAUGAAACCAUUGAGCAAAUCAUUGACCCUUACUUGAAAGGCAAAAUUGCACCAGAGUGUCUAAGAGUAUUUGCUGAGAUUGCAAAAACCUGCCUACAUGAAGUGGGAGUUGAACGGCCAAAAAUGAGUGAUGUGGUGGGAAUGCUUGAGUUUGCACUGGAGUUGCAAGAAACUGCAGAAGCAAAACAGACAGCCGAGGUUGGUGAUGCAAUUCAGUCCCAAACCAUUGAUAAAGUGGUGUAGUUUUUUGUUUUCUCUCACUUUUCUCUGUCCUUUUUUCCCAUUGUUUUCCGUCUUCUCUACUUUGUUUUGUAGCAUUUACUUCUAUUUCUAAAGCUAGCAGCUGAGUUUUGCAGCAUCAGCAAUCAAAGCCAAAUCAGUUACCAUGCUAGCAUGUUUUGAUGUUGUUGCUGAUGAGAAAUGUUGGAUUGUGAGAUCGUGGAAAUAGACCGGUAAAAGAUUCAACAAGUCUACAUAGUUACUUUUUAGUUCCAAAUCCUACAAUUUUGUGGAUCUGUAAACAAGUGAAUUUCAUUAAGAAAUUAAAUUUAAUUAAUAGAUCAAUUGUUCUUAAGUCAUUAGCUUUCA